This is a messenger RNA of Felis catus (domestic cat), 4953 nucleotides long. Its product is annotated as zinc finger protein 77-like. The transcript has 2 exons. Gene Ontology annotation, molecular function: DNA-binding transcription activator activity, RNA polymerase II-specific; RNA polymerase II cis-regulatory region sequence-specific DNA binding. Gene Ontology annotation, cellular component: nucleus. Gene Ontology annotation, biological process: regulation of transcription by RNA polymerase II. The coding region runs from base 1838 to 3682 and encodes 614 amino acids. NCBI's taxonomy places the organism in Eukaryota, Metazoa, Chordata, Mammalia, Carnivora, Felidae. The record is from RefSeq and is a predicted model, not a curated record.
CACCCAGGCGCCCCAAGAAACCCAAGUUUAUAUGGUAAAAUAAAAUCUACAAGGAAGGAUCUGAGACUGUACAAUGGGGAAAAGACUGUCUUUUGAAUAAGUGGUGCUGGGAAAAUGAGACAGCUACCUGCAAGGAGGUGAAACUGGGCAGCUUUGUACCCCUUACCUGAAAGGAAACUCAGUAUGGAUUAAACACCUCGGUGUAGGACUUGAACCCAUACAUGUCUUAAGACAAGAUGGAGACACUAAAUUCAUGGAUAUCAGCCAUAGCAUUAUUUUUGUGGAAUCAUCCCUUCAGGUAAGGGAAACAAAAGGAAAAAUAAAAAAAUGAAAGAGGAACAUAAUACACAUUUUUCACAGAAAAUAUACAGAUGGCCUCUUGGCACAUGAAAAGCUGCUCAGUAUCACUAAUCCUCAAGGAAAUGCAAAUUAAAACCAGGUGAGCUAAUGGCUAGUAUGAAAGAAACAGGAAGUACAAGUGUUGGUGAGGAUGUGGAGAAAGGGAAACGCCUCAUUGGUGGGAUUUCAAUGGGUGCAGCCAGCUUGUCAAACAGUAUGGAGUUUCCACAACAAAAGGAAACACAACAAUACCAUAUGGUCCGUAAUUUCACUUGUGGGUAGUUCACCAAAGGUAAAAACCAGGACAGUAAGAUACGUGCACCCCCACGUUCACUGUGCUCAAGAUACCUUAGCAACACAGGAGUCCUUCAACAGAUGAAUGGAUAAUGAAGAUGUGGUAUCUACAUACAAGGGACUGUCCCUCAGUAAUAUAAAAGGGACAAAUUCUUGAUGUUUGUGACACCAUGGAUGGUGCUAGAGAGUAUUACACCAAGUAAAUAAGUCAGACAGAGAGACAAACAAAACAGGUUACUUAUAUGUGGAAUCUAAAUGACAAAAUGAACAAACAGCAGAAAAUAGGAAGACUUAAAACUCUAGGGAACAAAUUGGUGUUUGUGAGAUUGGAAGGGCAUUGAGAGGUGAAAUCAUGGAGGGGAUUGAGAAGAACAGAUUUGCACUUAUUGAAUAAAUAAGUCAUGGGAAGGAAAAGUAGAGGACAGGGAAUAUGGUCAAUAAUUUUGUAGUUUUGUAUAGUGACAGCAAUUACACUUCUUAUGGUGAGCAUUUUGUAAUGUAUGCAAUUGUUGAAUCCCCAUGUUGCACACCUGACAUGAAAAUAUAGGUCAGUAUGCUUCUACCAAAAAAUGAGUGAGUGAAUGAAUGAAUGAAUGAAUAAUAAAAAGUCCCACAAUUAUCAGUCAUCAUGACUGUGAAGACGAAAGUUAGGCCCAUCUUCCAGAUUGCUUGUUGUCCUUGAAACCCUCCCUCCUGCUGAGCUCUUCUCAGGGGCAGGGCAGCAACCACACACACCAUCUAAUCUCCUAAUGGCAGCUGAGCAGCUCAGGCAGGCUCCACCGAAGGCCUCUGUGCCCUCAGACUGGCCAACCCUCGGUUGGACCAGGUUCUGGAGAAGGGAUUGGCGUUUGGAUGCAUCCAUUAGAAAUAUGGCUCAGGCUUUGUAUGAGCAGGGUGAUGUUUGCCAUUCACCUGUCCUCCCUGUUGGACUUUUCAUCCAUCGUAGCCCACGUGUCCAGUCUUUCUGUCUUCCUGUAGAGGUAGGGUGUGGAUGUGUGUGUCUUGCCCAGUUCCUUCCUACUUGGCUCUUCUGAUAAUUCUUAUCUCCACAUUAGUCUGCAUCUAGUUUGAAGUAUUUGUGGAUGAACGUGCUGCCAUUUCAGACACUUUAUUAUUGUCAAAGUCCCAAGUCACAAGGGUCCUCAGAAAUUUGGUCCAUGACCAUUCUUCCUCAUGAAGUUCAUUUCCAUUUCGGGAUCAGUAUAUGAAUAGAAGCAGACAUAUGGCCUGUUUUUUAAGCUUCCGCAUCAGGUCAUUUCCACGAAAUUCAACUAGGCUCCCAAUUCUUGUAGUUUCUCCCAGUGAAUGUAAAAUGAGUGGAUCAAAGACUCAGCGGAAUUCUUUGCAGAAUGAGCCUCUGAGUGAAGAGAAAAUACUAAUGUUGACAAAAAAUGAUUCCCGUUCUGUGUUUGUAGAGAAGCAGGAAUUUCACAGCAGUGGAGAUCUGACCCAAAUGCAGGAAGGGCUUUUGAGCAGUCCUUUGUUGGAGAGUGUUUGUGAACGUUUUGAAGGAGAUCAAUGUGGAGAAACCCUGAACUCGAUUACAAGUCUUACUGUGCAUGAGGGGUGUCCUACUGGAGGCAAAUCCUGUGAAUGUGCUAAGUGUAGGGAAACCUUCACAGAUGGUUUUUUCCUAGGGAAUCUGCAAAGAUCUCACCCAGGACUCAAACCUAGUCCCUAUGAGGAAUGUUGCCCAGACUGCAGCUCCAUCACGAGCCUCAGCACUCAUGUGGAUGCAGACCUUGUAGAGAAAUCCUAUGAAGGUCAGGACACCGGGAGAGCAUCGGAGACAUACGCAAAGAGUCUGAGUAGUAAAAAAUCUCUAGAGUGCAAGAAAUGUGGAAAAGUUUUCACUUGCAUUUCUUCUUUUCAGGGUCAUGUGCAAAAUGACCGUGUACAGAGGGUCCAUGCAUGUGACAUGUGUGGGAAAACCUUCUUAUAUCACUCCUUCCUUACACGUCAUAUGAGAACUCACACUGGGGCUAGAAUCUCUCAAUGUCAGGAGUGUGGGAGAGCCUUCGGGUAUAAGUCAAGCCUGCAAAAACAUGCGCGGACCCACGCUCGGGAGAAACCCUAUAAAUAUCAGCCGUGUGGGAAAGCCUUCCCUGGUCAGCACACCUUUCUUGUACCUGGGAGAACACCUACAGGGGAUGGAUCCUGGGAAUGUAAAGAAUGUGGGACAACUUUCAAGAAACGUCUACAUUUUGAAUGUCACAUGACCACACACAAUGUAGUGAAACCCUAUGAAUGUGGGGAGUGUGGCAAAGCUUUCAGGCAUCACCCAAACUUGCGAGUACAUAUGAGGACACACACUGGGGAAAGACCCUAUGAAUGUAAGGAAUGUGGGAAAUCUUUCCAGAGGUAUGGUCAUAUUAAACGUCACAUGACCACUCAUAGUACAUUGAAAACCUAUGAAUGUAAGGAGUGUGGCAGAUCCUUUCGGGAUCAAUCAUACCUGCCAGUACAUAUGAGGACGCACACUGGGGAAAGGCCCUUUGAAUGUCAGCAGUGUGGAAGAGCCUUCCGGAAUCACACAGACCUGCGAGUGCAUAUGAGGAGACACACUGGGGAAAGACCGUAUGGAUGUCAGCAAUGUGGGAAAACCUUCAGAUAUCAUUGGAAUCUGCGAAAUCAUGUGAAGAUACACACGGAGGAGAGACCCUAUGAAUGUCAAGAGUGUGGGAAAACAUUCAGGUAUAAGUCAUGCCUGCGAGAACAUAUGAGGACGCACACUGGGGAAAGACCGUAUGAAUGUCAGGUGUGUAGGAAAACCUUCAGAUAUCAUUGGAACCUGCGAGAACAUGUGACAAUACACACAGGGGAGAGACCCUAUGAAUGUCAGGUGUGUGGGAAAACCUUCAGGUAUAACUCAUGCCUACGAGACCAUGUGAGGACACACACUGGUGAGCAACGCUAUAAAUGUGUGCAUUGUGGAAAAGCCUUCAGUCGUAAGUGCACCCUUGUACUACAUACUGUGAGAAAUCACGCAGGGGUGGAAACUUGGAAUGUAAGGAGUGAGGGGAAGCUUUCAGGAAACAUCGACCUCUGAACAUUACAGGACCACACACAAGGUAGUGAAACCCUAUUAAUGUCAGGAAUGUAUCAGAGCCUUCAUGUAUCACACUGAUCUAUGGAUACAUAUGCAGACACACACUGGGGAAAGACCCUGUAAAUGUCAACACUGUGGGAAAGCCUUCACAUCUCCUUGAAACUUGGGAGCACAUAUGAGGACACAUGCUUGGGAGAGAUCCUAUGAGUGUCAGCAGUGUGGGAAUACCUUCAGGUGCCCAUCACUAUGGAAGUACACAUACGGACACAUGUUGGGGAGAGACCUUUUGAGUAUAUAGAGUGUGGGAAAGUUGUCAGUUAGCUGCAAAAUGUUCAAGGUCAUUUGAAAACACACAGUGCAACUAAACCCUAUGAAUGCAAGAGGUGUGGGAAGGCAUACAAGUUCUUCUCAUCUCCUCAAGUGCAUAUGAAGAAACACCCUGGGGAGAGAUCUUGACAAAUCACCGAUCCCUUCAAGAACACACCAGGCUGCACAGUGGACAGUAAGCCUUUGUAUGUAAGGACUCUGGUAAGACCUUCGAGUGUCCCAGAGACCUGCAUGUACAUGUGAUGACCCUCAAUGGGCAGAACCUUACGAAUGACUGCUCUGUGGGAAAGCCUUCAGUUGUCCCUCUUCCCUUCAAGGACACACAUAAACUUAAGCACCAUGGAAAAGCCUUCAGGUAUCCCAGGAAUCUGUGAGCACAGACACACUGUGGCAUAGCAUUUACCCUCCUUUAAAUUCUUAUUGAAAAUGCGAGCCAGUACAAUGGAGAUGAUCCUGAAUGGACACAAUUUUGGGAAAACUUCAGGUAUAGAACUUCAUGUAUUUUGUUCAUGAAAAUUCAGGUGGGAGAGAAAUAUUUUCAUUGUUGUGAUUAUGGUUUUGAGUUUCCAGGUGCCUCUUCCUUGAUUGGGACCCUAAGUGUGUGAAUUCCUAGUUCGUGUCACUGAUAUGAACACUGAUGGUUUUAGGUGGCCUUCUUUGUCCUCUACAUCUGUGUGACCUAGAUGUUGUUACCUCAGACUUGAAGUAAUCACACGGUUAUGUACCACAUGUCUCUUUCCCAUUACAAUGUCUUUUGGACUGGAGGUGAUAAAAAGGUGUCUGUUGUUGGUGUGUACAUACAACUUUAUAUACUUCUACAAAAAAAUAUCUUGAAUUAUACAUUCCAAAAAGUUCCUGUUAAAUUAUCAUGACAUGAGACCCCUCAUUGUUGAAAGUUAUUUUCUGUCCUCUGUUGUGAUACCAGAAUAACCUGGUUUUGUGUC